Messenger RNA from Stegastes partitus (bicolor damselfish), 1549 nucleotides. It is a transcript of the gene irx6a, whose product is annotated as iroquois homeobox 6a. The coding region runs from base 1 to 1527 and encodes 508 amino acids. Lineage: Eukaryota; Metazoa; Chordata; Actinopteri; Pomacentridae. The transcript has 7 exons. Gene Ontology annotation, cellular component: nucleus. Gene Ontology annotation, molecular function: DNA-binding transcription factor activity, RNA polymerase II-specific; RNA polymerase II cis-regulatory region sequence-specific DNA binding. The record is from RefSeq and is a predicted model, not a curated record. Gene Ontology annotation, biological process: neuron differentiation; regulation of transcription by RNA polymerase II; cell development.
AUGGUAACAAAAGAAGCAGCUAUGUCUUUCUCGCAAUUUGGAUACCCUUACAAUGCAACUUCACAGUUUUUCGUGUCGGCAAACCCCAGUACGACUUGCUGCGAUUCGAUUUCCAGGUCGGUCUCUGACGGGACAGGCAGCUCCCAGACCGCCGCUGCCGCCGCCGCCGCCUCCUUCUGCUGCCCGUCCUACGAGAACCGGCUCCUGGCGAGCAGCCGGACGGAGCUGAACGCAGCGCUGGGGAUGUACAGCUCUCCCUACGCCGCAGCGGCCGCAGCCAGCCAGAACUACGCCAACUACUUCCCCUACAGCACCGAUCCAUCCGCUAUCUACUCCACUCUGAAUCCACAGUAUGACAUUAAGGACAGCACAGGCACUUUACACUCUGGCAUCACUCAGACAGCUGCAUACUACCCCUAUGACCACUCACUGGGACAAUAUCAAUACGACAGAUACGGGACAGUAGACUUUAAUGGCACAGCCAGGAGAAAGAACGCCACACGUGAAACCACCAGCACCCUGAAAACAUGGUUGUACGAGCACCGCAAGAACCCCUACCCCACCAAGGGAGAGAAGAUCAUGCUGGCCAUCAUCACCAAAAUGACGCUCACCCAAGUGUCCACCUGGUUCGCCAACGCCAGGAGGAGGCUAAAGAAGGAGAACAAGAUGACCUGGUCGCCAAAGAACAAGGCCAAUGAUGACAGGAAGGACGACCUCACCAAAAGCGACCAAGAAUGUGUCACCAAAGAUUCUAGUGAUUGCAAAGAAGAGAAGGAUUUGCAUCUGAGUGACUUGGAGGACAUGGACGACGAUGACUGUGACAAGCUGGACAGUGACUGUGAAAAGGUGGCGGCAGAUGAGCAGGACCUCCAGAGGGCCAUGGCAGUAGCUCCUCAGAAAAGAGACUGCAGCUCUGAGCUGCACCUGAGUUUAACCAACAGCUUCCACUCGUUCCCCUGCGCCAUCAAAAGUGUCACCACGCUCCCCCCUCUCCCAUCUGACUUCCUGGAUCCAGUGCUGCCCAAGGCGCCCUCCUUGACCGGCCCGGCAGCAGGGACGUUGUCGCUGUCUCACUUUGAAGCAUCAGAUAAGCCACGGAUUUGGUCUCUGGCUCGUACGGCGGCUUCUGGGGUCAUACUGAGCCCUCAGCAGCACGGCUCUGAGCUGAGGACAGGCAACGCUACCGGGGACUGCCAGCUACAGAGCACCAGGCUUACUGGGGCUCCUACUGGACAGUGUGGGGGCAUGAGAGGCCUCCAUGAUUCUAGCAGUGUCACCAACGCUGAGAGCCCCUUCCCUGAGGGCUCAUCCUUGCACUCUAAAGUCUAUGGCACGAGCAGCUACAGUCACAAGGGCCUCCAGCUUCACUGCUCAUCCUAUGCUGCUCUCCCAGACACAUGUCAAUACUCCACUAUCGAAGGAUUCUCUGGCAGCAAAGCAGAGACACAGUCGUCUGACCUCAGUGAAGCCUGCGGGACCGUGCAGGAUGACAAGGUCACUGCGUUCAGACCGGUGAUGAAGAGGUGAAGCAGAUCUUUGGAAAGUGUAC